AUGAGCGCCGUUAGCUCCGAGGUGGCACCGGACCGCCGCGCCGUGCCCGACGACUGCACGGCGCUGCUGACCGUCAAGAUCGGCGACGUGUCCCGCACGUCUCGCAAGCACCUGACGCUCGUCACGUUCCCGUUCCUGCUGUCCGAGGGGCUGGACGUCUUCCGCGCCAAGGUGGACUCGUGUACGGACAAGGCGCUCGACAACUUCCGCGGCGAGAAGCAUGUGCGCGAGGACACGGCGCUCUACAUGCGCCCCGGGGCCCACUCCAAGCAGGCGGAGCUGGUGGAGAUCACGCACAGCAACUUCGAGAGCCGCGUGGCCAGGAGCUACAAGAACUACCUCAAGCGCAAGACGGACGAGCCGUUCCAGUGCGAGGUCUACGUGCCGCACGCCGAUGACGGAUACUACCGCACGGUGCGGAUGGUUGUGAACGGAGCCAUUGUGCCUGUGCAGGUUAAUGUGGCGGACAUACUCGCGUGCUUCGCGGUGUUCCAGCAGCAACCGACGAGUGACGAGGUUCUGCGCAGCCACGAGGGUAGCGUCAAUGGAGCUGCAGGUGCGGGGGCGGAUGGCCUGCACGGCUGA
Phytophthora sojae is the source of this 585-nucleotide messenger RNA. RefSeq lists its product as hypothetical. Lineage: Eukaryota; Oomycota; Peronosporomycetes; Peronosporales; Peronosporaceae. The coding region runs from base 1 to 585 and encodes 194 amino acids. The transcript is spliced from 2 exons. The record is from RefSeq and is a predicted model, not a curated record.